Thrips palmi is the source of this 1892-nucleotide messenger RNA. Its product is annotated as protein GUCD1. The transcript has 6 exons. Lineage: Eukaryota; Metazoa; Arthropoda; Insecta; Thysanoptera; Thripidae. The record is from RefSeq and is a predicted model, not a curated record. The coding region runs from base 413 to 1153 and encodes 246 amino acids.
AUUUUUUUAUCUUCAUACCGCGUCAACAAGCCUAGUCUCUCACAUGAACCGGCCUCUCAACUGCAAUUCUGAUAUGUAUGCUCUUUCCCCUCCCCCUCCCUAGAGGAGAGCCGGGGAGUGGAGGGGAAGGACGUCAAAAUAGUUCUUCAGAAAAUACAGCUUGAAGGAAUUUAGGAUUUUUUGACGUUCUGCCUCAUCCAAAUUAUGGCUCGAGUGACUUCGUAGAUCAUGAAAUGCUGUAAAGUUUGCAGACGGUCCGGGUUUCCCGAAAACGAAACGAUAUUUCCGUCAAAAGCAUAAAUAGUUAGGAAUGUGGGUGUCUGCUGUCUGCUUAUUGACGUUUGGCAAGGAAUAAUGAGGCUACUUAUUAUUCAAAACAAACUUAAGGACGGCUUCUCUCCUCUGAUGGACAAUGUCUGUUCUUAAUGCAGAAAAAAAUGAGACUUCUACUUUGCCUUUUGUCCACUUACCUUUGAGUCACGUACAGCAAAAAUAUAAUUGGGAUUGUGGCAUAUCAUGUGUUCUCAUGGUACUGCCAGAAGAGAAACGGAAAGAUCUUUUCAAGAAUUUCAAUGAAGUGUGUGCUGAAGAGGGCUUUCAAAAAAGCACCUGGAGCAUUGAUUUGUGUUAUUUAUUGCAAAGAUAUGACAUUGCACACAAAUAUUGUACUAUCACUUUAGGAGUUCAUCCAGAUUAUGUCAACCAAAAUUUCUAUGACAAGAUAUUAAUGAAGGAUGAAGUUAGAGUCAACAAAAAGUUUGCUGAGGCUGCCUUAAAUGGUUUAUCCAUUCGAAAAGCCUCUCUAUCAGAUGCAGAUCUCCAGCACCAUUUAUCCGAAUGUGGGCCAAUAAUUCUUCUCACUAAUGCCAACUUGCUGCGUUGCCAAGUUUGUAAUAGCUCAAGGUCGUUUUCUGAAGAAUUGCGAGCAUGCUUGCCAUGGAAAUCUGGCAAUUCAAGUGAUAAAAAUGUAGAGUAUCAUGGUCACUACAUCGUGCUUUGUGGGUUUAACACUGCCGAGCAAAGUUAUUUAUAUCGCAAUCCAACUUACAAAGACAAAAUCUGUUCUAUGACUUUCUCUGCUAUGGAUGCAGCAAGGAAAAGCCAUGGGACUGAUGAGGAUGUGAUUCUCAUUUUCCAAAGAAAAUGGGUAUGAAGAACUUUUAACAUUUCAGGACCCUUCAAACUACAGGCUCAAAAGUGGGAUUUGUGAGUUACAAUCUAUCGAGAACAUACUGUAUGGCGACCACCAUCAACUGUAAGAGUCUCCCCAGUUGUGAAGGAAGAUUCAUCUGAAGCAAGGAAUGCUAUGGCCUUAGCCACCUCUUCAACUUGUCCUGGUCGACCCAAUGGAUGAGUACUAGAAGCUCUCUCAAUGAACUGGAACGAGAAAAUUUGUACAGAUAGAAACAUAAAAAGAGAAAUCGGCUUUUUUAUUUGGAGAUUAGCAGUGAAUACCAUCAUACCUCAGCAUACUCCUUAUCUGACAUGCCGGCUCGUUUGUGGAUGUCUGUUACAAUCACCCCUGGAUUGACUGCAUUUAUUCUCACCCCGUAUUGAGCAGAAUCCAAAGCUGUACAUCGUGUCAGAUGGUCCACAGCUGCUUUGCUUGUUGCAUAUGCAGCUACAUUUUGAAACUUAAAAGGACACAAACCCUUUCUUUAAGGAAAAGUACUUACAUGCAAUUACAUUGGCAUGAGACCUCCACACUUACCGAUCUCACACCUGCCACACUUGAAACAUUAACAAUGGAGCCUUUUGUCUUUUUCAAAUGAGGCAAAGCCAGUUUGGUGAGGAUAAACACAGAGCGAACAUUGACAUUCAUUUGUCUGUCAAAGUCUUCUACUGUCAAAGUUUCAAUGCUCCCUCCCACUAAAAUACCAGCAUUGUUAAUC